Molecule: messenger RNA, 493 nt
Organism: Drosophila rhopaloa
Lineage: Eukaryota; Metazoa; Arthropoda; Insecta; Diptera; Drosophilidae
Exons: 3
Coding region: 1-378 (125 amino acids)
Source: RefSeq, a predicted model, not a curated record
AUGAAAUAUACAUCAAAAUUUCAGCCGUCAAUGCUUAGAUCAUCUGUAAAGUAUUCGAUUAUGGGGGACUCUAAUGAUGUAAGCCAUGCUGAUUUUAAAAUUAAUCAAGUGAUUGUACCUCCGAUACCAAAACUUGGCGACUCGCAAAUGUUCUGGACGUGGCGAAUGCUUAUUAAGGCCUAUCUGUCUGCCAUAGGACUUUGGUCGAAAAAUUAUCCAAAAGAGAGCGCCCACACUAAGUUUGUUCUUCUGAGCACUGUGGAAAUGUGGGUUUUAAGAAAGGAGUAUGACGACAUGACAUGCAAGUGUAUUUUCGAAGAUCUUGAAGGGAGAUACAGUUCCAGUUUUGGAAGAAACUCAGGAGACAAAUUUAUAUAAGACCUAUGCCUAAAUUUUAAGUGCUUCUUGAAUUUCAUUUAAAACCCAUGCAUAUUGGCGGCCUUUUUUUCCUAUAUAUCCUAAUAUUCCAAAAUAUAACUAUAUUGUAAAACCA